Messenger RNA from [Torrubiella] hemipterigena, 816 nucleotides. NCBI's taxonomy places the organism in Eukaryota, Fungi, Ascomycota, Sordariomycetes, Hypocreales, Clavicipitaceae. The record is from the annotation of a GenBank genome assembly.
AUGCACGCCCUUAGUGUCAUUCUUCCCUUCACGGCCCUUUUGGCAGGCCAUGCCUCAGCGGCGGCCUUUGACAACAUGGGCCCGGCUGCCUUUCUGUCACCACCAGACCGUCCUUGGUCUCCCGACGCAGACAACACUGCGCCAUGUGGCUCUGACUCUGGCCCUGUCAAUCGAACCCAGUUUCCUAUGAGAAACGGCAAAGUCGCCUUUGUUGCGCAGGACGAGUCCUACGACAUUGAACUCCGCAUCUCGUACAAGUCGGACCCCAAGUCCGAUGACGACUUUACCCAGUUGAUCAGUGCUGCCGCCUUCCGGGAGAUGGACAUGGGCCACACCUGCGUCAACGUUGCCGACGCCCCAGCUGCUGUCCAGCCUGGUAGCAACGCAACCUUCCAGAUCAAGUACAUUGCGGACUUUGACAAACCUCAGAACCAGACCUUCUACGCAUGCGCUGAUAUCACCUAUGUGAGCGCCAUUGCCAACCUGGGAUCCAGCGCGAACCUCUGCUUCAAUGCCACCGAACCAAGCACGGGUAAGAACAAGCCUACAAACACACCUGUCCCUGGAAACAACUCGGGCCAGUCUAGUGGCGGUGGCGGUCUAUCUGGAGGAGCUAUUGCUGGCAUCGUCAUUGGAUCCUUGGCUGGCGUUGCAUUCGUCGGUGCCGGAGCAUUCAUGGUCUACCGCCGAAAGCAGCGCCGUCUCAAUGCUGCACGACAGGCGCAUACGGCCAGAGGUGUUAAGUGGGACAAUCACUCUGCUAGAGACUCUGCAUCACAGGGUAGCGUCCGUCUGAACGACCUCUCCCGCAACUAA